Homalodisca vitripennis (glassy-winged sharpshooter) is the source of this 1217-nucleotide messenger RNA. RefSeq lists its product as uncharacterized. NCBI's taxonomy places the organism in Eukaryota, Metazoa, Arthropoda, Insecta, Hemiptera, Cicadellidae. The record is from RefSeq and is a predicted model, not a curated record. The transcript has 6 exons. The coding region runs from base 144 to 1160 and encodes 338 amino acids.
UCCGCUCAGUUCCAACUCCGCUCCGACAGUCAGUUGCGCCUCGUCCCCGUACCUGUUCGGCCGGUCGCCCCUGUGUGUCCCCGACAUCGUGCCGAUGUGUGCCCCCGGGCCGGUGUAGCCAUGUGUGGACCCCUGGCGGUGCUAUGUGUGUGCUAGUGACAGUUAUGUGUUUAGGCCUCGUGGUGCUGGAGGGUCUCGCGCUGCCGUCUACCCUUCACAGAUCAGCGUGUUCGCAACAGUGUGUGGUGAACUGUGAGCGAACCAUGGGUGACCCAGAUGUGGCAGGCAACACCUUCUGCUGUGACUGCAAGUCAAUAUGUGACAAAUUAUGCCGGUUACAAGAUGGAACAGGAUCAAACUCUGUCCACUCCGAACCAUCUUCUCCUGCCAACUCAUCUCUUUCUCCAGAGUCUGCAGUGGUCUCAGGACUCUCUGGCAACAAGAUGAAACACCUGCUCGCAUCCUGCAGGACUUGCAGACCGAGGACGCGGAGGAAGCCGAGGUCUCCGUCAUUGAGAGAGGCUGCACUCAUCGCUCGGAGUGUGGGUCUCGACCUCGGUGCACCAGGAGACAAAAUGUCCUCGGUUGAUGAUCGUAUCGUCAGUAACGAGAUGAUAGCCGACUGGUUCCCUCAGCUGACAUCGAUGUCUCGGGAUCUGGACGUGGUGAGCGCCAGAGUAGCCUGGGAGCCCCUCCUAGGGUCGGGACCCUGGUACCUAGUCACCUGGGGGCCCGAGGACGGGGGCCUCAGUGGAAACCUGCUCACCAACACCUCGACCAUCUCACUGUCCCUAGGAUCCGAUACUCUUUACCACGUACAGAUAUCUGUGACCAGUACUGGACAGACCAGCCAGUGUCUACUGGUAGAUACGCACUCGGCCCUCGCCCCAAGGCUGAUGUCCCCCCUCUCAGGGGCGGAGGGUGUGGCGGGGGCGGGGGCAGCUAUAUUGGUGUUCCUCCUGGCCAUCUUGCUGCUAGCCGGGCGGAACCGCUCUCCAGCCAAAGACAAUGACCAGCCUCGUGACGCCAAUCGCUUUAAAUUGUACCCGCCGCCCGUGACGAUAGCUCGUCUCACCCCCGUCGCCACCCCCGCUGCCGCUCCCCACCACCACCUCGGGCACACUGGCUCUGGCUGUCUAGCCAUCUCAUACCAAAUAUAGACUAAGCUCUCUUUGUACUGUUAUACUGUGUAAAUAAAUGUGUACACUACAUGUAAA